Messenger RNA from Acaulospora morrowiae, 713 nucleotides. Lineage: Eukaryota; Fungi; Glomeromycota; Glomeromycetes; Diversisporales; Acaulosporaceae. The record is from the annotation of a GenBank genome assembly.
AGAAAAGUUGCACGGAUAAAAAUGUUUCGAUACUUUCAAAACAAAAUCUGGUCUCCUCAAACCUCACCUCAACUUCAUCCUCAAAACACACCAACAAAUACCGAUCAAGAUGAAGGCGACAUACCGUACCUUGCCGAGGUGGACCAAGGUGGAUCGGUGUAUCGUGCAAUGCCCUUAGAAUCAUAUUGUCAGGAGGAACAACCUCCAAAGGACGUCCAGUUUUUUCUGGACGGCGAAAAUAAAGAUAGGGUUGUAUUGGUGCCCGGAUUUCUCGGAUAUGAUACCUUUGAUAUAACGUUGCCGUUCAGCGGUGGUACAACUUGGACCAUAGCCGAUUAUUGGAGUGAUGUCAGAGAGGUGAUCGAUGAUCCCUUUGUCGUUAGUCCUAGCUCAUUCGGUUCUAUCCACGAUCGUGCAGUGGAAAUUUAUUACCAAAUCAAGGGCGGUCGAGUGGACUACGGAUUACGCCAUUCUCAUCAAUUCGGUCAUAAGCAGCAUGGCGCGACAUACGAGGGUUUAAUUCCGGAUUGGAGUCCGGAAAAUCCAAUAGUCCUAAUUGGCAAGGGAUACGGUGCGACCACAGCUCUUCAUUUGCAAAAUCUCCUCACAACCAACUUCUUCGGUCAACACACCUCCGGCAAGAUGAUCAAAGGUGUCAUUUGUUUGUCGGCUCCGCAUCGCGGUUCCACACUCCCGUACUACCUCGGCCUCGA